AUGCCAGGCAUACUAGAAGCUCAGACGUCGGAAGCAAUUGCUAUGGCUCGACAUGACUUCUCGACCAGCAUCAUCUUCUUCACCGAGAAGCAGUAUCUCAACCAACCACUGCUACCUACUAUGGCGCCACAAGACCCGCCCUACAGUAUAGAACAACUCUUUACCGGCCCACGCGACAUUCACCGUCACUCGAAAUGGCCCUACUUCCUACGACUCCAUGGCAGCGUCCUCCCACGCAUGAUCCUACCCCUCGCCUUCGUCGCAACGUGGGCUUCAGCGGUCGUCUGCAUCUCGAAGCUCGUCACUCCCCUGGGCAUCAACAGCACGCUCCUGACAAUCACCGGUUUUGUGGUCGGUCUUGCUCUCUCCUUUCGGUCUUCGACGGCUUAUGAGAGGUAUAUGGAGGGACGCAAAUACUGGGCACAAUUACUCUUCGCUAGUCGGAACAUUGCACGUGUUAUCUGGGUGCAUGUUGCCGAGCGACAUACCGGUGAUACGCCUGAGGUUGGGAAGCAAGAUCUUCUUGCGAAAGUCGCUGCGAUCAAUUUGCUCAAUGCUUUCGCUGUUGCGCUGAAGCAUCGAGUGCGUUUCGAGCCAGCGGUCAAUUAUGCCGAUCUCGAACCGCUGGUCUGCAACCUCAAGAUCCUCGCUGCCGAUGCUGAUCAGAAUCUCCUGCGUGAGGAGAAGCCUCCGAAAUGGUUGUCCAUUGGUCAAUGGCUCGACCUAGCAUUCGCGAAGACGAAUCCACGCAAGCUGGUCAAGCGCGCCCGCGACAAGCAUAAUCUCGGCAACACACCUCUCGAGAUCCUCACAUACCUAUCAGCGUACUUCGAGCAUGUCAUUGUCGAGAAGACCUUGACCACUGGUAUCCAUCAAGCGCAAGGCUUAAACAUGCUCGUCAUGCUCAGCGAAGUCCUCGCGGGCGUGGAGCGAGUUGUCAACACGCCCUUGCCAAUCGCCUACUCCAUCUCAAUCUCACAGAUCACGUGGGCAUACGUGCUCUCCCUCCCUUUCCAACUAGUCAACACACUCGAGUGGGUAGCGAUACCUGGUACCAUCCUCGCAGGCUACAUCAUCAUUGGCCUAGCAGCCAUCGGCCGCGAAUUGGAGAAUCCCUUCGGUGACGAUGUGAACGAUCUACCAUUAGACGCAUACUGCCAUGAGUUGGCAAGCGACAUCGAUGUUAUCACCAGCCGGCCCCCGCCAAUCGGUCUCGAGACAUGGAUGAAAGACGGGGGAGCCAAGAUCCUGUGGCCGAUGAGCAGUUUCGAGUGGAAAGUCUAG
Molecule: messenger RNA, 1284 nt
Organism: Recurvomyces mirabilis
Lineage: Eukaryota; Fungi; Ascomycota; Dothideomycetes; Mycosphaerellales; Teratosphaeriaceae
Exons: 3
Coding region: 1-1284 (427 amino acids)
Molecular function (GO): chloride channel activity
Source: RefSeq, a predicted model, not a curated record